Molecule: messenger RNA, 1188 nt
Organism: Trifolium pratense (red clover)
Lineage: Eukaryota; Viridiplantae; Streptophyta; Magnoliopsida; Fabales; Fabaceae
Product: GDSL esterase/lipase 5-like
Exons: 5
Coding region: 1-1188 (395 amino acids)
Molecular function (GO): hydrolase activity, acting on ester bonds
Source: RefSeq, a predicted model, not a curated record
AUGGUAAAUCUAAAUUCUCUGGGUUGCUUUGUUGUUCACAUAGCUUUCAUUACUUCCCUUAGUUUCACCACAUCCCAAAGUCACAUAAACGAAAUUGGCAAUGAUAUUACCAAUAAUGCCCUUUUCAUAUUUGGUGACUCUACUGUUGAUUCUGGCAACAACAACUUUAUAGAUACUAUUCCUGAGAACAAAGCAGAUUAUAAACCAUAUGGACAAAAUGGGGUUUUUCAUGAACCUACCGGUCGAUUCUCUGAUGGCCGUGUCAUUACAGAUUUUAUAGCUGAAUAUGCAAAGUUGCCUCUGCUUCCCCCAUUUUUAGAACCAUGUAUUGAUUAUAGUAAUGGUGUCAACUUUGCUUCUGGUGGAGCUGGUGUUCUUGCUGAAACCAAUCAGGGACUGGUGAUUGAUCUUCCAACACAAUUAAGGAAUUUUGAAGAAGUGAGGAAAUCACUAUCAGAAAAGCUUGGAGAGCAGAAAGCAAAUGAGUUUAUUUCAGAAGCAGUUUAUUUCAUUAGCAUUGGAAGCAAUGAUUACAUGAGUGGCUAUUUGGGUAACCCAAAAAUGCAAGAAAAAUACAAUCCUGAACAAUAUGUUGGGAUAGUGAUUGGAAACUUGACACAAGCAACUCAAACUCUAUAUGAGAAAGGUGCUAGAAAGUUUGGAUUUUUAAGUUUGUCUCCAUUGGGUUGCCUACCAGCCCUUAGAGCUGCAAAUCCUGAUGAAGCAACCAAAGGUGGUUGUUUUGGAGCAGCUUCUUCUCUUGCUCUAGCACAUAAUAAUGCUUUGAGUAAUGUUCUCAUAAGCCUCAACCAAGUCUUCAAAGGGUUCAUGUACUCUAAUUCUAACUUCUAUGAUUGGCUUCAAGAUAAAAUAAAAAACCCCACAAACUAUGGUUUUAAGGAUGGGAUUAAUGCAUGUUGUGGAACUGGACCAUAUGGAGGUAUCUACACAUGUGGGGGCACCAAGGAAAUUAAAGAGUACAACUUAUGUGACAAUGUUGAAGAAUUUCUAUGGUGGGAUUCUUUUCAUCCAACUGAGAAGAUUCAUGAGCAAUUUGCAAAGGCUUUAUGGAAUGGUCCAUCUUCUUUAGUUGGACCAUACAAUUUAGAAAGACUUUUCAACAAUGACAUCAAAUCCAUGACUAUAGCUGAUGUAGUAGAUGUCCCAGAAAUUGAUCAUGGAUAUUGA